Messenger RNA from Babesia ovata, 2094 nucleotides. RefSeq lists its product as uncharacterized. The transcript has a single exon. Bases 1 to 2094 code for a protein of 697 amino acids. Lineage: Eukaryota; Apicomplexa; Aconoidasida; Piroplasmida; Babesiidae. The record is from RefSeq and is a predicted model, not a curated record.
AUGAGAUCGUUCUUGAGCAAUGGUGGCAAGAUUGUUACUGCACACGAACCAAAUUAUCAUUGGGAUUUACAGAACGGUAGGCACUGGGUAGUGGCGAAAUACUUCUCUGGCUUAGCUUUAUCGCCGUUCAGUGGAGAAUGCGUAUGUAUAGAUUCCGAAACAGGUCAUGUGACGGCAAGCAUAGAAAUUCGUCCAAAAACCAACUAUGUUUGUGACAUUUCCAGCAUGCUCGAACGCCGCCGUGCGAAUCCUAUCAACGGCCCUUGGUGUUCGGUGGUUCUCCAUCCCGGCAGCACCUUGACCAUACGGUUCCCAACAGCGGAUGUCCAUUCGGCGUCUAACGAUGCAACUCAACUGCUGCCUACUGAUCAAUUCGAAGCUGAAUUCCUGCCGAAAGAUUUGACCACACUGCGGCAACUUAAAACAACGUAUGACGUUGAGCUUUACGAAGAAAUCUCGUACAACGAAGCACUUGUAGGCGACGCCCUCGAGAUGGAUGUUUCCCAAAUGGCCCAGGGUGAGGUAAAACUGAAGUACCAUGAGGGCAAACCUCUCGCGUUGAAGGGGGGUCACAACUCGUUUUUGUAUCAGUGGGGACUGAAAUCCACGAAUGAGGAUGUUCCAGAUAAGCUACGCGCCAUCGUCAAACUGUCCCUUGCGUUGACGCAUCACUACCACAUCAUUGGUAGUGACCGAGGUCUACGGAGUGUGUUUGGAUCAUCAGUGAGCAAACAGUAUAAUCCAACCAAAACCAUGGAAAGUGGAAUGGGGAAUGUUUAUGGAGGCGGAUAUGAUCUGAUAGGGGACAAUCGGAAGGCCAGUAUAUACUGCAGGACUGAUGAGGAGCUGUUGCCAAACGACUGCGAAUCUACAGCAUACGAUCUCCACGCAAACCGUAUUGUGCCAUUUCCAGGAACGGUCUAUAAUGUGACUCCAUACCCCAUUCGAGGAUUUCAGAUUUAUGACAUGGGCAUACAAAAAAGUCCUAUCAGUUAUGCUUGUGUCUGUGUUGACCAACGUGGAAAAGAAACAUCGAGGCUUGUUUUGGAGGCCAAUAAUGAAGUACAACAGACGUACAAAGUAAGGCGUAAAGAGACGUCUCACAGAUUACUCCCAUACAUAUCGUUGCCUUGGCGUAAGGUCGCAUUGAUACUUGAAGGACCCACAUCAACAAGAUUCAUUAUGCUGCAGCACACAUCAAAAAAAAUCGUUAAGCUACAGGUGGGCACAACGUUGUCCAUGACUUGUGCUUUUGAUCCCAACGUUCAGACGUCGGCAAGCAACGGGCUAAUAUCAACGACAUGGCUGCCGAAGAUUCCCAACGAAUUUCAUUAUACUGUAAUCCAUACACCACAUGGACGUGAACUUAUUCGGAGAUCGCACAAAGAUGCCAUUGUUGGUACGCCGAAUGCCUUAGAAGUAAGUUACCAAGGUAACACAACCAAAUCUGCAUAUAACCAAUUGAGGAUCACGUCAUCUAGAGGUGCCGUGCUCAUAUCCAAGGAUCCAGCCCACGCGCAUUAUGUGCCCAUGAGGUUUCUCUGCGGUAAGACGUCCGAAUCAUCAGGCAUGCCCAUCAUCACUGAUGACAAACCGACGUCAGACAUAUCUGCACCGUUCAUUCCCAAUACCAUAGAAUCGUCUACACGAUACACAUGGAAGAUCGUUAAAGUUGCUGUCGAGACCACGGACCCGUACAUGCAAGGCUGCGGCGUUACCCAAGUGUCAGCUGAAUUGUUCAAGCCGGAGACGCCACAACUCUACGACGCUGAAGGGCAGUCUCAGUUCGGUUGCACUAUUGACAUUCAGGCUGCUAAGGAAGCUGCGUUCUACUGCCCGGCGCCGUAUGUCCUGGACCCACCCAAUUGCUUCAGCCAGGUCUAUGUCGAUGGCGAAGUAAAGAGCAUGAGCGAACUCAGCAAAUCGUUAAUGGCAUCUCGAUCCAACCACUUCGUCAUUUUGCGUUUAUACAGUUCGCUCAUAGGACCCGAGGAGACACUGCACCAGACGCCGCCAUUGGAAUGCCGCUGCGUCACCAUCAAGGGUGUCGUUCUGUCGACCAUCCAGAUCGAGAACUAUUACACCAAGUGGUAA